Molecule: messenger RNA, 2764 nt
Organism: Coregonus sp. 'balchen'
Lineage: Eukaryota; Metazoa; Chordata; Actinopteri; Salmoniformes; Salmonidae
Source: the annotation of a GenBank genome assembly
AUGAUGAAUCUGGGGAGAUCUUCUGCUGAAGUGACAGACUCUGCUCUGUACUACUGUGCUGUGAGGCCCACAGUGAAAGGAAACCUACACAUACUGUAAAAAAAAAUCAGCAGGGACCACAUCAGCAGGAAUUUAUCUGGGUUAUUUUUUAAAACUUUUCUCUAACCCUUACUUUGUAGACAUCAAAACACUAAUGAAUGAUGUUAAUGUCUCCUAUAAAUAAAGGCUAUGACUGGAAUGUUUCACCUGUCCUUAAGGUGGUUUUAUUUUGUUAUUCACACUAAAAGGUUGAAUGUGAAACUUUGAUUGUAAGAUUGAUUAUAAGAAAAAUAUUCUAAUAUUUACAAUAGCCGUUAUGAAUUUUCAUAAUAUUGUAGCGGUUUCAGGGGUUAUUUUGUGGAUGGACGUUAUGUACCUGCGAGGUUCCUUUGUUUUUUUGGCUGCCAGGACCACGGACAGCAAUGUGAAGUAUUCCCCAGAGGCAGGGCCACAGACAGCUCAGCGGAAACUUCUAGUCUGCAGCAGACCAGACCACACCUGUUUCCAGUUGUAAUCAGAGCCAAACUGCAGACAGGUGAAACCAAUCAGUUACUAAACUUAACCGCGCCCUGGGUUUUCUUUCUUUGUCUUUUUUGUUGACCCCGGCAGGUGACGGAGUAGGAGGUUAUUGGAGAGACAGAGCGUACGGUGGAGAAGUAGGUUUUAUAGAACGAAAGGAAAUUAUGAUUUCAAUAAGGAUUGAACCCCCAAAGACUGGUGGCGAAGUGUUUACUUAGUUUGUUUUGGGUUUUGUAUAUCAACCAACGCUGUCAAAGCCUGAUUGUAAUAAACCGGUUUAACCCUUCACUUGGACUGGUGUUGUGUAUUUGUAUGUGUAAAACCUGCCUUACAAAGAACCCAGUGCCGAAAACGCUACAAUUAGUUAUCAUUGAAAUGUGUAUCAAACUGUUGAAGAGCGACUAAAAAUUAUGAAGGGUUUUCUUUAUAUUUACCCACAAACAGCCAUUUCUGCUGAUCUUCAGGUGAGGUACCUUCUUAUCCUACAUGUGCUGCCCACUACACCUUCUGAAAGAUGGGUUGAUCAGGCCCAAGUGAACCAGGUGGCUCAUCCACUGCUCCUCCCUCUCCAACCAACUACUGAGAUGUUCUCUCUGCCUCCUGAUCAGUUAUAUGAUAGAUCUUCCUUGUCUGUGCUCCUCCUAUAGUCCAGUGACAAGGUUUUUCUAUGUAUAAUAAUGACACAAUAGUUCCAUCUAGUGUUCAACAUUCUGCUCAUCAAGGUGAAACCUUGACAUUGUAUUAUCAAGGGCAAGUUACUAGUGAGAGUCAAUAGGUCUCAUCAGUUUGCUUCUAUUCCUUUAAGCAUGGGCUGCAUCUCAAUCCAACGCAUCAGCCUAUGGCGGUGUUCCGCAUCUGUGGUGGAAGGUGGCUGAGCUACAGCAGUGUUUGUCAAACCAUGUGACAUCCCGAAAAUCGGUCUUCUCACAAAAACGUCUGUAGCGUCCGAACGGUUUGUCGUAGAAAAAUAAUAUGACCACUCUAUUGAAAGAUGAAACUCUCACGAAUACAUGUGUAGCGUACGAACCGUUUGGGCUACAAACUACUGUAACCCCACUGUGAAAAGCAGAGACUCUCACAAACAUGAUGGAUAAUUUAAGGGGUAAAAUAUAUAUAUUUUUUAUAUAUAUGUAUAUUUCCUGAUCUUUCUUAUAUCUCCUAUAUUUAGAACAUACGCUUAAAACCUUGUUCCGUAUGAUUUAUUUUUUGAAUGUAAUUUCUUGUCUUUUAUGACUGUUAUUCAAUGCGUUUCUAUGGGAUUUGGUAGUAAAGGCCAAAUUUGAAUAUUUUAUCAAAUAAUUUUGUUAUAUAUUUUUUUAUACCUAAAGGGGUCCUAAACUUCCAAAUCAAAUAGCUAAAUGAUCCAUGGUAUGACCAUCUUAAAAUAAUUACAUAUGUAAAUUUAUAACUUUACAGGUGUCGUUGUGGUAUAAUUUCCCCCACAAUUAGCAUAUCAAACUAAAUCAACCUGAGAAGGGCAGCAUUUCAAAGGGAAUCCUUCUAGCAGUUCAACUAAAUUGAAUAUACCUUAAGCUCCUCCCCUACUGCAGAGCCCCACAAUUAUGAGACUUCUCAGCUACAGUGGAUGGAACAUAAAGACUAUAACAGUCUAUUCUUCCUCUAUACAUGAAUCAUAAUGGCCCCUUGGCUUAGGAAUACUGUACUUAUCCUGGCUGCAUGCUAUUUUGGUACAGUAUAGUGCUUCUCCUUUCUACAUUCUCAUUCUCUGAACCUUACCCUAUUAUGUAUUAUAAAACCCCAAAUAUAUUUUUUCAGAUUGCAAAGGUGAAGAGGCUGUUGACCAGCAGAGUGGACAUGUUACUGCCCUUGAAGGAGGACUGGUAACACUCAGCUGUAACUACACUAGCAGUAGUCCAUCUCCUGAUCUCUUCUGGUACAUCCAGUUAACUAGGGACUCUCCUCAGUAUAUCCUGAGAAGAGAUUGUUAUUCAGAAGGUAGCAAUAGUGAUGAGUUCAGAAGAGGUUUGAUUCUAGGCUGAAUUUCACAUCUAGCUCUGUCCCCUUGACGAUCCAGAGGUUGCAGCUGUCUGACUCUGCUGUGUACUACUGUGCUCUGAAGCCCACUGUGACAACAGGAUAUUCAGUCAUUGUACAACAACACAGGGUAGAGUGUUGUUCAGACAAUGACACAAGCUUCUCAAUGUUUGAUGAUACACUGAAAGAGGAGGAGACAAUGAUUUCAUAG